This is a messenger RNA of Panicum virgatum (switchgrass), 441 nucleotides long. Its product is annotated as secreted RxLR effector protein 161-like. The record is from RefSeq and is a predicted model, not a curated record. The transcript has a single exon. Bases 1 to 441 code for a protein of 146 amino acids. NCBI's taxonomy places the organism in Eukaryota, Viridiplantae, Streptophyta, Magnoliopsida, Poales, Poaceae.
AUGGAGGUCCGCCUCAAGCUGUCUACCAAAAGCACGACGCCGGAGGUGGACGCGACGAUGUACCGCAGCCUGGUCGGGAGCUUGCGGUACCUGGUGCACACGUGGCCCGACAUCGCCUUUGCCGUGGGAUACGUCAGCCGUUUCAUGGAGAAGCCCCGGCAAGAGCAUCUCGUCGCCGUCAAGCACCUACUUCGCUACAUCGCAGGCACAACAGAGUACGGCCUCGUCUACCCCAAGCUAUCGAGUGGCGACAACAAUCUGAUCGGCUACAGCGACAGCGACAUGGGUGGGGAUAUUGAUGAGAGGAAGUGCACCACAGGUGUGCUGUUCUUCCUAGGAGAGAUGCCAGUGACAUGGCAAUCUCAGAAGCAGAAGGCGGUGGCAUUAUCGACCUGCGAAGCUCAGGGGCGGGCCCCAUUGAAUUCAAUGGUAUUCAGUUGA